This is a messenger RNA of Closterium sp. Naga37s-1, 1161 nucleotides long. The record is from the annotation of a GenBank genome assembly. Lineage: Eukaryota; Viridiplantae; Streptophyta; Zygnematophyceae; Desmidiales; Closteriaceae.
AUGUCAGAGGAUCUGAGUCUGCUGGUGCUCGUGGUGGACGUCAAUCCAUUCUUCUGGGCGCUGCGUCCGCCCUCCCUCCCCACCUUCCAUGACUUCCUCUCGCAGGUGCGCUCACCAUUCGCCCUCUCUGGCCCUUUCACCCCUCUCUGGCCCUUUUCACCCCUCUCUGCCCCGCUCUUGUCCUCGUGUCUCCCUCAUGUGGGUUCACACUUGCAUUCCGUUAAGUUCCUGCCCCACCUCCCCCCUUUUAUUCCACUUCUGCGUGUGUUCCUGAACGCCUAUCUGCUGCUGCACAGCGCCAACAGGGCUGCUGUCAUCGCCACCGGCCACUCCUGCUGCUUCGCAACAGCAGAGACCGAGCGGGCCAAGGGGGAGGCAGCAACAGGGACAGCGGAAGGGGAGAGUGCAGGGAGAGAGGAUGGGGAUGGGGGCACGGAGAGAAUGGAGGGGGUGGAGGGGAAUGGCGCGAUGGAUAGGGAGAUGAGGGACAGGGAGGGGAGCCAAGAGAGAGGAGCGAGUGGGGGAAGGGAGGGUGGAGAAGGUGGAGGGAAGGGAUUGAUUCUGCCUUUCUGCAGCAGGUGGGCGGGCAUUGCUGCUGCCGACGCUGCUGCCGAUGCUGCCGCCGAUGCUGCUGCCGAUGCUGCUGCCGCUGCUGCUGCCGCUGCUGCUGCUGCUGCUGCUGCUGCCGCCGCCACUGCUGCUGCUGCUGCUGCUGUGCUGUGCUGUGCUGUGAGCAUUGCUGCCUGUGCCUCUGCCUAUGAGUGUUGUGGGGCGGCGUUCCUCACAGGAGGCCUCUCUGUGGCGUUCCUCACAGGAGGCCUGAGGCCUGUAUCUGCACUCCACACGCCCCAACGCCCUUCUGAGGCCCCACAUAAGUCCCCCCUUCCCUUCCCUUGCCCCCCUGUCCUCUCACAGGCGGCGUUCCUCACAGGAGGCCUGUAUCUGCACUCCACACGCCCCAACGCCCUUCUCCAAGACCUCCUGCUAGUGUUUGGAGUGGAUCAGUUCUCUCGGGACUUCAUCACAUUGCCUCAGCCAUCAGCUGUGGACUUCCGAGCCUCCUGUUUCUGCCACAAGCGCCCAGUGGACAUGGGCUUUGUGUGCUCUGUCUGUCUCUCCAUCUUCUGCUCCCCUGCUCGCACCUGUGCCACAUGCGGGUAA